AUGAAGAGUAUGGACGCUUUUGAGGCUAUUCUUGCCUUGCUCAUCUAUUUAUUGUUCCUCUUCCCUAAUGUUGACGAGUUUGUUGACAUUAAUGCUAUCAAAAUAUUCCCAAUUGAAAAUCCAGUUCCUACUUUGCUUGCAGAUGUUUACCAUUCAGUCCAUCUUAGGAAUUCUCACAAGGGAGGAAUGAUCAUAUGUUGUACAACUCCGCUCUACAAGUGGUUUAUUUCACACUUGCCUCGGUCUACUGCCUUUUGGGACCUCAAGGAUGGUUUGCUAUGGUCACAAAAGAUUAUGUCUCUCACUCAUUUUGACAUUGAUUGGUUUGAUCGUGCUUAUGAGGGGGUGAAAAUCAUUGAUAGUUGUGGUGAGUUUCCUAAUGUACUUCUUCUUGGUACAAAUGAAGGCGUUAACUACAACCCGAUUUUGGCUCACCGUCAGUUUGGAUACCUAAUGAAGGACAAGCCCAACACCGUCUUCUUAGAGAGUUUCUUCUUCAAGGAAGGAGAAAACAACAAAGCGUUCAAAGAAAAGAUUGUGCAUGCCUAUCGCCAUGUCCAUAAGAAAAGAAGAGAAGUUCUAGGAAAGCUAGAUUGUGUCUCUUUGGAUCCUUAUCUCCAAUGGGUGCAAGCUAGGACCGUUAGUUUGAAAAUGCCUUAUCCUCGACAAAAUACUUUGUCUUAA
Messenger RNA from Lathyrus oleraceus (garden pea), 684 nucleotides. RefSeq lists its product as uncharacterized. The transcript has a single exon. The record is from RefSeq and is a predicted model, not a curated record. Lineage: Eukaryota; Viridiplantae; Streptophyta; Magnoliopsida; Fabales; Fabaceae. The coding region runs from base 1 to 684 and encodes 227 amino acids.